Neopsephotus bourkii (Bourke's parrot) is the source of this 8107-nucleotide messenger RNA. RefSeq names its product IQ motif and Sec7 domain ArfGEF 1 (gene IQSEC1). Bases 276 to 4031 code for a protein of 1251 amino acids. The record is from RefSeq and is a predicted model, not a curated record. Gene Ontology annotation, molecular function: guanyl-nucleotide exchange factor activity; protein binding. The transcript is spliced from 16 exons. Gene Ontology annotation, biological process: actin cytoskeleton organization; regulation of ARF protein signal transduction. NCBI's taxonomy places the organism in Eukaryota, Metazoa, Chordata, Aves, Psittaciformes, Psittacidae.
GGGGCUCCGGGCGGCUCCGGCGGCGGCUCUGCCCUCGCUCGGCGGCGGGGAGCCGAGCAUCAGCAAUGGCGGCAGGGGCCGGGAGCCGCGGCGCGCCGCUCCUCCGCCUGCCCAGGCAGGCACUGCACUAGGAGGGGAAGCGCGGAGCUCGCAGGGGGGCUGGUUUCCGGCGGGUUAUUUAUUUCUUCCCUCUCGCCCAAGUUCCCAGCGGAGCGGGCUGGCCGGCACCUGCGCCCCCCGCCUGCCUCCCGCAGGGUGAGAGGUGUGGGGAGGCCAUGGAAAGCCCCGCCGAGAACCCCAGUAAGGCGGCGGAGUACCUGAAGGAGCUGAACAAGAUCAUUGAGACACAGCAGGAGCUGCUGGAGAAGCAGAAGCGGAGGAUAGAUGAGCUGGAGCAGCAAGUGGCCAAGUUGUACCACGAAAACGCCUGUCUCCAGGACGAGCAUCACCGGCACCUAGCCACAUGCAGGCUGCAGCAGGGCGGCCACCCCGCGCUCCCGGGGCCGCUCGGCGCCAUCCCGGAGCACGCUAGGCACGACAAGUCUGAAGGAGACAGUUCAAGAAGCCUCAGGUCUUUAAAUACUUUGCACCAGUUUUGCUGUCCAGCUCCAUUGUACCAUACCCAGCUAGCUGUCCCUGCCACACACUCAGAGUACAGUGUUGAGGGUGAAGCCCCAAGCAGCGAAACUGGCACAUCUUUGGAUAGCCCCUCUACUUACCAUCAAGGACCUAUAACACACAGCUCAGCUCUCAGUCCAGACCAUUACGAUCACUCUGCUUACGGGCUGUAUUCUGUCUCCCCUGGACAACAAAGAUCACGGAGGCCAAAACUUCAGCACUCAACAUCCAUACUGCGAAAACAAGCAGAGGAAGAAGCUAUUAAAAGGUCAAGAUCUCUUUCUGAGAGCUAUGAACUCUCUUCAGAUCUACAAGAUAAGCAGGUGGAAAUGCUAGAACGGAAGUAUGGAGGCCGUCUCAUAACUAGACAUGCUGCUCGUACCAUACAAACAGCUUUUCGCCAGUAUCAGAUGAACAAAAACUUUGAGCGUCUGAGAAGUUCUAUGUCUGAAAAUCGUAUGUCAAGACGCAUUGUACUGUCCAAUAUGAGAAUGCAGUUUUCCUUUGAAGGACCUGAGAAAGUCCAUAGCUCUUACUUUGAAGGAAAACAAGUUUCUGUUACAAACGAUGGGUCAAAGCUGGGAUCCCUGGUACCAUCUGAAUGUGGUGACCUGGGAGAGUCAGCUACAAUGAAGUCUCCAGCAGCAUCUACUGAUUUUGCUGAUGCUAUCACAGAACUAGAGGAUGCUUUUUCCAGGCAGGUGAAAUCCCUUGCAGAAUCCAUUGACGAUGCACUGAAUUGCCGCAGUCUACAUUCAGAUGAAGUCCAGACUCCGGAUCAAGUCAGAAGUCGUGACAUGGAGAGGGAUAGUUGUGCUCAAACUAAACCAGCCAUUCACAAUGUGGAUCACAGGAAGCUUGAUGAGAUGACAGCAUCAUACAGUGAUGUUACGUUAUAUAUUGAUGAGGAAGAGUUAUCUCCGCCCCUUCCACUUUCCCAGUCAGUAGACAGACCGUCCAGCACAGAAUCUGAUUUGAGGCUCCGGUCUGUGAACUCUUCUCAGGAGUAUUGGUCCAUGACCCACAAAGAUGAUAAGAUAGACACUGAUACAAGCUGCAGGAGUACCCCAUCCCUGGAAUGUCAGGACCAGAGGAUGAGAAUGGAUCACCUACCAUUGCUAACUAUAGAGCCACCCAGUGACAGUUCAGUGGACUUGAGUGAUCGCUCUGAGAGGGGUUCACUAAAGAGACAAAAUGCCUAUGAUCGAGGGAUCACUGGUCAACAAGGAAGCCCAAAACACAUCCCUCACAGUAUUCCUGCCAAGAUUAUAUCCCGAGAGGAACAGGAGGCCAGACAUAGGGCUAGGCCUAUAGAUAGUCAUUUAGCUAUCAAUGGCACUGCAAACAGGCAAAGCAAAUCAGAGUCUGAUUAUUCUGAUGGAGACAAUGACAGCAUCAACAGCACUUCCAACUCUAAUGAUACAAUAAAUUGCAGCUCAGAAUCUUCUUCUAGAGACAGCCUAAGGGAGCAAACCUUGAGCAAACAAACCUACCACAAAGAAACUCGUAACAGCUGGGAUUCCCCUGCCUUCAGUAACGAUGUUAUCAGGAAACGCCAUUAUAGGAUUGGACUGAAUCUCUUUAACAAAAAACCUGAGAAAGGAGUCCAAUACCUGAUUGAGCGGGGUUUUGUGCCAGACACGCCAGUUGGGGUUGCCCACUUCCUGCUGCAGAGGAAAGGCCUCAGCAGACAGAUGAUCGGAGAAUUCCUGGGAAAUCGACAGAAGCAGUUCAACCGGGAUGUGCUGGACUGUGUCGUGGAUGAGAUGGACUUCUCAACAAUGGAACUGGAUGAAGCACUCAGGAAAUUUCAGGCUCAUAUCCGCGUUCAAGGAGAAGCCCAGAAAGUCGAAAGGCUCAUUGAAGCUUUUAGCCAGCGAUACUGUAUCUGCAAUCCAGGUGUUGUGAGACAAUUUAGAAACCCUGAUACCAUCUUCAUUCUAGCCUUUGCCAUCAUACUGUUAAACACAGAUAUGUACAGCCCAAAUGUGAAACCAGAACGCAAAAUGAAGCUAGAAGAUUUUGUCAAGAAUCUAAGGGGUGUGGAUGAUGGCGAGGAUAUCCCCCGAGAAAUGCUGAUUGGGAUUUAUGAGCGAAUCCGCAAACGGGAACUGAAGACAAAUGAGGAUCACGUAUCCCAAGUGCAGAAGGUUGAAAAACUCAUAGUGGGAAAGAAGCCGAUUGGAUCUCUGCAUCAUGGACUUGGCUGUGUCCUCUCGCUACCCCACCGGAGGCUGGUUUGCUACUGUAGGCUGUUUGAAGUUCCAGACCCAAAUAAACCUCAGAAGCUUGGACUGCACCAGCGAGAAAUAUUUUUAUUUAAUGAUCUUCUUGUGGUGACCAAGAUUUUUCAGAAGAAGAAGAACUCUGUUACAUACAGUUUUCGACAGUCAUUUUCCCUCUAUGGAAUGCAAGUUCUUCUGUUUGAGAAUCAGUAUUAUCCCAAUGGUAUUCGGCUCACAUCAGCUGUUCCGGGAGCAGAUAUCAAAGUACUCAUAAAUUUCAAUGCACCAAAUCCUCAGGACAGGAAGAAGUUUACAGAUGAUUUGAGGGAGUCAAUUGCAGAGGUUCAAGAAAUGGAAAAGCACAGAAUAGAGUCUGAACUAGAAAAACAGAAGGGUGUGGUGCGACCAAGCAUGUCUCAGUGCUCCAGCCUGAAAAAAGACUCUGGCAAUGGGACACUGAACAGAGCUUGCCUGGAUGACAGCUAUGCCACUGGGGAGGGGCUGAAGAGGAGUGCACUGAGCAGCUCCCUGAGAGACUUGUCUGAAGCAGGCAAGCGUGGGAGACGCAGCAGUGCAGGAUCGCUAGACAGCAAUAUGGAAGGGUCCAUCAUUAGCAGUCCUCACAUGCGCCGAAGAGCUACAUCAACCCGAGAGUGUCCAUCUCGCCCUCACCAGACUAUGCCUAACUCCUCCUCACUCCUAGGUUCCUUAUUUGGUAGUAAAAGGGGAAAGCCACCUUCCCAAGGCCAUCCACCAUCCGGCUCAUCACAGCAACCUCCGCACCCUCCAGUAAUCCCACAUCAGCAACACUCACAGCAUCCUUCUGCCAUGCAUCACGCGGGGCCAGGCGAGGGGCAGACGCAGGCCCAAGUGCACUCUCACCAUUCGCAGUACUGCCACAUGCAGCAGAACCCACCGCCCUACCACCACCACCACCACUACCACCCUCCCCAGCAUCUCCAGCACCCACACCAGUACCACCAACACGUGCCCCACUCCCAACACGCGGCACACUCCCCACACACACCCUACAUGCAGCACCCUCACUCUCAGCAUUCCCACUCCCCUCACCCACCGCCGCACCCAGCACACUCUUCUCAUCCUCAGCAUCACCAUGGGCCACCACCGCCCCCCUCCACUUCAGCCAGCACUAAGCCCAAACACAGUGGCAUCAGCACAAUAGUCUAGAACAUAUUGACCCUCCUAAUAACUGUAGUUUUAAACCAAGUUACAAAGGCACUUACAGGAAGCACCAAGUAAUAUUGUCAGUUUUUACCUAGAUGAUUUAAUUGAGUUGUGUGAGCUUACAGGCUUGCUGUUACUAAAUAAAAUAAUUCAAGUUAGCGCAGUCAGUACUGGUUUUACUUAUCUACUCAAUAGAACUUCACCAUCUGGUUAGUUCUUACUUCCAAACUGCCUUGAAAACGUGCUGUUUGCUGCAUAUGAGUAAAGCGACCUUUCCCACCAAAUCCCUUGGCAAUUUUACCUGCAUAAUAAAAACUUAGUCUAUGGAAAAAGGGACAAAGUGAUACAGAACCAAGUGUUGCAUUCUUGCUCUUUUAUUGUCAAUGGGCAAAAUAAAUAAGUAGACCUGAUAUGGUUGAUGAAAGUACGUAAGUAAACUUUAUAUAAUAUAAAUAUAUACAUAUAAAUAUAUAUAUAUACUGUAUAGUUAACAUUUGUGCUUGGAAAGAAUUUUUUUCAGUCCACAAAACUAGCAAUAUAGACCUUACAAGGAAUUCCACUUACUUGAUAGGACAGUAUAAUAGACGAAUAGCAUAUGAAAGAGUAGACCAAAAACAGUAAAUGUUAGAAAGAAAUCUCAGACACGUCAGUAUUUUCACUUCAAGUCCUCAGGACUUGCUAAGGUUUCUAAGCAAUCAUUACUAAAUGUGCCAAGUAACAUAGCAUUUAAAUGUUGUAGUCCAAUACUGCUUUGUAUAAAUCCUUAUUUUAUUAACACGAUAAUAUCAUACGUAAUCAGUAUUAUAACUGCUCUGCUAUUUCAGGUAAGCAAACUCGUUACGAUGCAGUAAUUCUACCGUAGCAAUGUAGGGUGACCCUUGCCCACUGGUCAUCUUGAAGCAUUGGUCACACAAGUUCUUAGACACUUUAAAGGCUGUGAUAACUGUGAAUUUACAUGAUCCACAUUUCUUUUGUACACGUAUGAUUUCAGGAACACACAUGAAGAGUGACGACAGGUGCAUGUACACACUGCAAAAACAUUCAUCUCAAACAUGACAAUGGCAAACUUCCAUCUUCCUCAGCUACUUUGUUUCCUCUUCACCAUAAUUUCUCAUUUUUACCCCCAAAGAAGCUGAAUUCUAGUCCGAGCAUUUCCAGGGGGAAGUGCUCUAAAACUUGAAGGUUCGUUUUAGACUUUAGUAUAGGGUUUUUAUAUAUAUAUAUAAAAAAUAUGUAAUUCCAUGUAGCCAUGUGCUAGCAACAAAGUGGCUUCACCAUUUUUACUCAUCACAUUUGUAAGUUUGAAAGUACCCAGCACUCAGCAGGCUGAGAUUAUGCUCAAACCCUCACGUUCAUAGUCCAGUUAGUGGCAAGACAUCACAUAAAAAUAGGCUGUGCUGUUGUUGCUUAUGUGUUGUAAUCAAACCAUUUGCAAAUUGAUGUACAGUUUUUAUCCCGAAAUCCUGUACAAAGUUAUACAUGGCGCCUACUUUGUAGUUUCAGCAUUUUGAGCCACUGCAAGGACUUUACACCUAAACAGUAGAGACAAAGGAAUCACAACUGCAAAACUGUACCAGCCUAAAAGCAAACCUUGAAGAGGAUGAGCAAAAAGUUCCAGUAUGAGAUGGGUAAAAGUAAUUAUAAUAACAACCAGUCGAGUUUCUAUUUAAUGGUAAUAAAAUGGUCAGAAAUGAUGAAGACAUGAAAACAAGAGAGUGACUUUCCAUAUUGGCUUGCUCAUGGCAUCUCUAAUAUCGGGGGGGAGGGCGGAGAGGAUGAGUAAUUUUUUUUCCCUUUCAUGCCAUCAAUGUCACAAUACCAGCAAACUGCAAACUGAGCACUUUGUUAACCUCCACAGAGGGCAAAUACAGCAAUCUAGAGUUUAGCCUUUUGUUUCAAGCUGUCCACGUUUGUUCCACACAUGUGCAAUACGUUUUCCCCUUUCUGCUCCUUCUCCUCUGACUUACCUUCAUGAAAAUACAAGAGUAAUUGCAUUAUGAUUUUUAAGUAUCACUCAUUCUGUUCCGAAUUCUGCGGCUCACCUUAAGAGGGCUCCCCUGGGUCCCUGAGGCUCUGUUCUUUGCAGUUUAAAAAAUAUAUACUGUUCUUAUAAGGGAAAGUAGAACUGUCUGCAUGUCAUCUAAUGUUAUUAGUGUGAGGCUACACUCUACAUAUUGUAUAUUUGCAAAAUAUAUCUGUUACUGUUGAUAUUAGUUGAAGUAAAGUGAUAACAUAUUUCAAUAUGUAGACUUUUCUUCAUACAUCUGUACCAAUAGUAGAGUCUAACUGUAAUUUAUAGGUUGUUCCAGAAAAGAUAAAGAACCAUUCAGGUACAAACAUCUUUCAGAAACUGCAUCUUUUAAUUACAACAGAGGUAAGAAUGCUCCUCUUCACUGAGUGACGGAGUCUGUCCUUGGUUCAGAUGCAGAGUUGUAAGUAAAAGGCCUGUGUAUGGAAUAGGUGCAAAACAUGCGGUAGCAGUGGAGAGGAAAAUCCAACUCUGGUGUGGUAAUUAACAGUGAUGGUGUUCAGUCUCCCAGGUCUGCAUUUGCUUUAUGUUUAAAAACCCCUUUAAUUCAUUUAAAUUAGAGCUACAUAUAAGUAAUUUAAAUUUUCACAGGAAGCCACAUUGCUUGACCACUGAUUUUCCAUGUGCAAUCGAUUAAACAUUCAGGAGAUGUCAAAAAUGCGCAUGCAGAUACUACUUACAUGUGAUCUCGUGUCAACGUGGGGAAAGAGAUUGUGCAUUAAGUCACAUGUGUGAAAUCACAGAUCAUUUGGGGCUAGUUUGUAGAACAAAACUGGUCACAGAAGAGCACAGUGUAAACUCCAGUAUUUCAAGUCAAUGAGGAGAAACAGUGCACCAGAUUUUUUCUUUUGUUUUUUUAGACUCUGUUUGUGUGUACUUUAAACAAACAAAUGUGUCUGGGUGACAGCACAAGUCUUCAGAACUUUGCUGCUUCUUACGGCUGUAGUAUAACCUCUCUGGCUCCAUCCUUCAUUAACAAUUGCUUAGAGCAGUGGGGACCAUGCCUAGAACAGGGAAAUGUUAGUACUGAAAUAGGGUUAAGAAAAUGAAUUGGUUUUGGCCUGCAGGCAGGAGUAGAACUGAGAGGGGAUUUCCUAAGAUGCCAUUGCCAAGCAAAAACUGGUACAGAACUGCACAGUGACCACGGGUUCUUUUUCCCAUCAGUGAUGCGGCAAAGUAGUCAUGCUGAUUUGAACAAAUGAAAGGAAAACAUGAAUGAAGGUGUGGCAACAAAAAUCUUUUCUGGGACAACAAUCAAAUAUAUAUUUGGGGUUUUUAUUUUUUUAAGUUAAGAAUGAAAUGUAAAACAAUGUAAAAAAAAAAAAACAAAACAAAAAGCAAAGUUCAUCCUAAUAUAAUGUGCGUCUUGUAUUGCUAAAAAAAGCCAAGUCUAACAUGCGGUGUAGAAUGAUUUUCCCAUCAUGUACUGCAUGCAGCAGAAGCCUCUUGUUUCUUGAUAAAAUGAGCUGAAAGACAGUCAGCAGAUAUUUAAACAAUGAAUCUCUAGAUGUUGACUUGCUGUUCCAUAUGAAGCUGUGUGUUUUCUGCAGUUAAGCAUGCAUUUUGCUGUUCCGUUGUAAAAUACCAUCGCACUUCUUGCCUGCAAAAUGGAUUAUUGUGUAUAUAUUUAAAAGAAAAGUGGAACCAAUAACAAGAUCAAAUUUGGGAGAGAGAAAAGGGGGCGGUGAAAACGGGACCAGUGGGGGGAAUAGAGAAUUCUCUAAAUUGUACAUAGUGUGUAAAUUAGCAUUACUCUACGUCUGCAGUCACUUUGAGGUUGCCUAUUUCCUGCUAGGAACUUAAAUCAGCUUUGAGUUGUAUUAAACUGUUAGAAUUAGGUCUUGAAUGCAGACUCUUAGAGACUUCAAAAACCAUUAUGCUUACAAGAAGCUUCUGUUCUGGGGAGGCUUGAGACCCCUUUUGUAACUCUGGGGAAGAAAGGAGUGCUUUCAUUUUAAUAUGCAUUCUGUUUGUAAGUAGUAACAGACCCUAUUGAUGUAAAACUAUAACUGUGGUCAUGUGGAGAAAUCAAAUAAAUCAUUUAAAACUC